Messenger RNA from Lycium ferocissimum, 816 nucleotides. RefSeq lists its product as uncharacterized. Bases 1 to 816 code for a protein of 271 amino acids. The transcript is spliced from 2 exons. NCBI's taxonomy places the organism in Eukaryota, Viridiplantae, Streptophyta, Magnoliopsida, Solanales, Solanaceae. The record is from RefSeq and is a predicted model, not a curated record.
AUGCCCAGUUUUGCCAAGUACUUGAAAGACCUGCUGACCAAGAAGAAGACGGUGCAACAUGAAACCGUCCGUCUAACUCACACUUGGAGUUCUAUUAUUUCAACAACUACUGUCCAAAAAAAGGGAGAUCCUGGGGCAUUCACCAUUCGUUUUUCUGUUGGGUACAAUUUUGCUCAUGCUCUGUGUGAUGUUGGGGCGAGUAUAAAUUUGAUGCCAUUUGCUAUUUACAAGCAAUCAGGUUUAGGGAUGCCAAGGCCGACUACUAUGAGAUUACAGAUGGCUGAUAGAUCUAUUAAGAGGUCGGUUUGCGUGCUUGAUGAUGUUUUUAUGUGGGUUGGUAAAUUUAUAUUGCCCGCUCAUUUUGUGAUUCUUGACUGUGCUGUUGAUCGGGCCAUUCCUAUUAUUUUGAGGAGACCUUUCCUUGCUACGGGAAGAGCUCUGAUGGAUUCAGAAAAGAAUGAAAUAAAAUUCAGAGUCAAUGAUGAGGAAGUUACUUUUCAGGCAACUGUGGAAUUCAAGAUGGAAGAGGAAAGUUUGGGAAAAUCUCUUGCUAUGAUUCUUGUAAAUUUUGAUGCUGAAGACAUGAAGGGUUAUGUAGAGAUGGUUAAUUCGCUGGUUGGGUUGGUCUCAUAUUCUUACCACCCAAAGAAGCUUACUCUUGAUCUGAAAAAUAGAACAACUCCUCCAUUAAAGACUUCUAUCAUUGAGCCACCGAAGCUUGAGCUUAAGAGGCUCCCAUCCCAUUUGAAGUAUGAGUUCCUUGGUCCAAAUAAUACGUCAUCAAUGAUUGUUUCAGCAUUGCUGAUUGAGGAGUAG